GUGUCCGCUAUCCACAACAUCUUGUGGACAUCCCAGACAAUCAAGCGCUGCUUACACCGUCUGCAGGCGAACGUUCUUUGCCUCAGCUUGCGCGCGGGAGGGUGAGUAUCGGUCGGCUUCCGCUUGGGACGCUAGACAUUUUCAUGCAUUUGAUACAUGUCUUGUAUAUCGCAGGUCACUUGUUACAGACUUGACGCUAUUGGUAUUCUCGGCAGCUGAAGUGGUCAAGUUCAUCCGCUCGCUCGUUAUCUCGAUGCCCUUGCUCGUCGUCUUCGACGUCAUACAGCUUUUGGUCGCAACUCAUAACUUUGGCGUGCUUCUUGGUAGCAGCCUUGCCACAUUUACCGGCGCGUGUGGACAUGUAUGUCUUGCUCUUCCUGGCGACUAACGGCUCCAGACUGCGCGCCAAAAUCAGCGCUACCCCCACUCCUCGUAUACACAUUCUGGUACAGCCAUUCUGCUUUCUUCUCCAGGCGCUUUCUUCGGUCAUCUAUGGCAACGUUCUGCAUGUCCGGCGCUGCUGGCGCGACUUCACCACGCUAAGCAACCUCGAACGAUUGAGCGUGACUACUAUACUUUUUGGUACAUGCCAAAUGUAAGGCCCCGGGUGCCCAUGUUACCCAUGCAUUGUAUAUGCUUUCUCCCUGCGUGCUCACCCCGCAGUGCCCCGCACCUCUCGCCUCCACAGGUUCUUCGGCUUUGGUGGCCCCUUAGCAAUCCUCUCAGCGGUGUCCCUGCUAAGCACGUGCACACUCCAUCUCCUGCUGUGGCUCAUGAGCAACGCCUUUCGAGCUGCAGCUAUGCUUGCCAAGACUUGCCCAAGGUGCCUGGCUGCUACCGACUGCCUUUGGAUCAUCCUGUGCUACACCCUCUUCUUUGGGGACCUUGCUGAGGCUGUACCCACCCAGAAGCCCACGCCUUCCCAGCCGGACUCUACAAACAUUAUGAUCGCCAUCACGGAACACUUAUGGCCAGCUCUCUUCAGCUGGGACGUCAUCUCGCCGUCCUUGUCAGCUCUUUGCCACUACUACGGAGACGCUGUCGGCGCGCCUCCCGAGAGUGUUCUCUAUUCACUGCUUGCAAUCGUGCCCAUCCUCACCUGGGGCAUGCGUGUGGCCCCUAAGAACAAGGAGUGCAUGUCUGAGGCCCUGUUUAACUUCGUGCUCAUGACGCAGCCAUCGGCGGCGGCAAGGCCUGCCGAGGAGCAAUGGCAAUGUCCGCCACUGAACACCGACCAGGAGUGCACCGCCAUUGGAUCGUUCACCAUGGAAGGCUUGAUGCGCCGUUGGCGUGACUACCCCUACCGCAACCUGUGCCUGGCUGACGAACACCGUGUCUUUCGCGAGUCCCUUGGGCUAUACAAGGCUGCUGACAAGGCGGACUACGACCUGGGCUUGCUGCUGUCGUGCUACAGCGACAUCCCCUUUAGCCGGGUGCUGUCACGUGAAACUCAGGACAUCCCACACCCCGGAAUGUCAGUGCUGGCCUACACACAGCCCUCCGAUGCUUUUAAGUUCCUGGCAAGCGACAAGUCUGCCUCUGGGCUCACUGCAAGAUUUCUUGCAAUUGCACCGCCGGUCUGCUGCAAGGGCUACGAGGAAGUCGGCACCAUCCCUGAUGAUGCAGCCCUCCUUCCCGAGACAGUUUCAGAAGAAGUGCGCACCCUGCUCCAGAACCGUGUCACUGCAAGCCAAGGGAUCGGCGGUGACCCAAAUGGUUGGGUCAAGAACACGAUCCUCUUUGAGGCUCUCCACCAUAUUCAGUGUGCGGCUUUCCAGCGGCGUCUUGAGGCCAAUGGUGUCUCGCACCUGCUCCGCCUGUCUGAGCCCGCCACUCGCAAGUUCGCCAUCAUCUUUGAUACUGCCACCACCAGAAUGAUGGAGAGCUGGCGGCGGGGCGAUGAGGCGACCUCAGCGGAUAUUGCCAAGGACCGCCCGCGACUGCUUCGUGUUGCUGGCACGCUUGCCAUCCUAGAGUACGGUCUGGAGAUGGCCUUUGGCACAUGCCCGCGGAGUGUUGUGAGCUGGGAGGUUGGGGAGGCGCAGCUUGAUGCAGCACGUGUCAUCAUCGACUACGGCUCCCUGGCUAAGGAGGUGCUCGGUAAGCUGGCACGCGGCACCCUGAACACUGCUGCCGGUUGUGACGCCAGCCCUCAAGAGCACCUCACCGACGCGGAGGAGGAAGCCAAGACAGCCUUGCGGACUGCCGAGACGGCGUUCCGCUCUCGGCUUGCGCCGUAAGUUGUGUGUCGGUGAUGAGCUGGCUAAUGCCUUUGAUGUUGCUGAUCAUGUUUCCGUGGUGCCUUUGCACGCCCUUUCAACGCUCCCUUGCCCGCCCCCCCCCCCCCCCCGUGUGCGGGCCCGCAGGGCUAUCCUUGCCGGCAGGCACGCAAAGGAGGAUGGCAACGGGCUGGCCAGGCCGGCCGUGACGUUCAAUGAUUUCCUACCUCUUUCAAGGCCUACCUCUCCACGAAGAAGGGCAUGGGGGUGACGUUCCGGCAGUUCCUCGAAUCCAUGCUGGCAUCAUCCGAGAGCUUGAGGACGCUGCUCUGUGUUGAGGCCUACACUGCACUCCAGCUCGGCAAGGAUGGCAAGAUGACUCCCCGCAACCAGAACUCGUCCAACCAGAGCUGGCGUGUUAGGCUGCGCUUCCCGAAGAGAGGCCCCAGGUGAGACGCUGCUCUGUGUUGAGGCCUACACUGCACUCCAGCUCGGCAAGGAUGGCAAGAUGACUCCCCGCAACCAGAACUCGUCCAACCAGAGCUGGCGUGUUAGGCUGCGCUUCCCGAAGAGAGGCCCCAGGUGAGACAGUGCUCUAUAGUGUAUUAAU
Chlamydomonas reinhardtii is the source of this 2829-nucleotide messenger RNA. RefSeq lists its product as uncharacterized. The transcript is spliced from 9 exons. The record is from RefSeq and is a predicted model, not a curated record. Bases 801 to 2240 code for a protein of 479 amino acids. Lineage: Eukaryota; Viridiplantae; Chlorophyta; Chlorophyceae; Chlamydomonadales; Chlamydomonadaceae.